AUGACUUAUAACGCCGACCGGUAUACCGACAUUGGCAUGGAGUAUAAUCAACCGGUCGAUAUUGCUGGUACUUUGUGCAAAUCUAACUGUUUAACAAUGGGGGAAACACAAUCGACAGGAGCUAGCGGUUCAUAUACAUAUUCACAAUCGAAAAAAACCUUUUGUAAUGAUAAUACUCGUGAGUGUAAACCGGCCUACAGUGGUUACAAAGGCGAAACAGAUCAAACCAAAAGGGGUUUAGGUCCAAUACCAAAAGGUUCAUAUACAAUAGAAAAUAGUUGUAAAAAUGACCGUGAACGUUGCAAUUUAAAACCAGAUACCACUAAUAACAUGUAUGGGCGUGACAGAUUUCAAAUACAUGGUGAUAAUGGCAAAAAUGAUCAAUCGGCUAGUCAGGGAUGUAUUAUUGUGGACAAAAAUGGAAGAAGAGAACUGAACAAAGGUGAUCGAGUGUACGUUACUGACUGA
Molecule: messenger RNA, 468 nt
Organism: Didymodactylos carnosus
Lineage: Eukaryota; Metazoa; Rotifera; Eurotatoria; Philodinida; Philodinidae
Source: the annotation of a GenBank genome assembly